AUGAUCUUCGGAAGGUCGCUUUCGCGCGCCGUCGCGCGUGCGCCUUCGUCCAGCCUGGUCGCACCUUCGCAGCGCCUCGCCGGCUUCCACUCCACUGCCUCGGCUUCGCGCAUCAUCGCCUCGCAGCCUCUUCGCGCCAAGGAGGCCGCUCGCCCGCUCGACGCCGCCAAGGGAUACCCCGUCAUCGACCACGAGUACGAUGCGAUCGUCGUCGGUGCCGGUGGUUCCGGUCUGCGUGCCGCGUUCGGUCUUGCUGAGGCCGGCCUCAACACCGCCUGCAUCACCAAGCUCUUCCCCACCCGCUCGCACACCGUCGCCGCCCAGGGCGGUAUCAACGCCGCGCUCGGCAACAUGACCGAGGACGACUGGCGAUGGCACAUGUACGACACCGUCAAAGGCUCCGACUGGCUCGGUGACCAGGACGCCAUCCACUACAUGUGCCGCGAGGCUCCCCGCACCGUCAUCGAGCUCGAGCACUUUGGUCUUCCCUUCUCCCGCACCAAGGACGGCAAGAUCUACCAGCGAGCCUUUGGCGGUCAGUCGCUCAACUACGGCAAGGGUGGCCAGGCCUACCGCUGCGCCGCCGCUGCCGACCGAACCGGCCACGCCAUGCUUCACACCCUCUACGGCCAGUCGCUCCGCCACAACACCAACUUCUUCAUCGAGUACUUUGCCCUCGACCUCAUCAUGGAGGACGGCGAGUGCGUCGGCGUCACCGCCCUCAACAUGGAGGAUGGCACCAUCCACCGCUUCCGCGCCCACAAGACCGUCCUCGCCACUGGUGGUUACGGCCGUGCCUACUUCUCCGCCACCUCGGCGCACACCUGCACCGGUGACGGUAUGGCCAUGGUCUCGCGUGCCGGCCUCCCGCUCCAGGAUCUCGAGUUUGUUCAGUUCCACCCCACCGGUAUCUACGGUGCCGGCUGCCUCAUCACCGAGGGCUCGCGCGGUGAGGGUGGAUACCUGCUCAACUCCGAGGGUGAGCGAUUCAUGGAGCGAUACGCUCCCACCGCCAAGGACCUUGCCUCGCGCGACGUCGUCUCGCGUUCCAUGACCAUCGAGAUCCGCGAGGGUCGCGGUGUCGGUCCCGAGAAGGACCACAUCUACCUCCAGCUCUCGCACCUGCCCCCCGAGGUGCUCCACGAGCGUCUCCCCGGUAUCUCGGAGACCGCCGCCAUCUUUGCCGGCGUCGACGUCACCAAGGAGCCCAUCCCCGUGCUGCCCACCGUCCACUACAACAUGGGCGGUAUCCCCACCAAGUACACCGGUGAGGUCAUCACCAAGGGCCCCAACGGCGAGGACAAGAUCGUGCCCGGCCUCUACGCCGCCGGUGAGACCGCCUGUGUGUCCGUCCACGGCGCCAACCGUCUCGGCGCCAACUCGCUGCUCGACAUUGUCGUCUUCGGCCGUGCGUGCGCCAACCACAUCAAGGAGAACCUCUCGCCCGGCAAGCCCCACAAGGAGCUCAAGGGUGACGCAGGCGCCAAGUCCAUCAACGACCUCGACUGGGCCCGCAACGCCAACGGCUCCAAGACCACCGCCGAGAUCCGUAACGACAUGCAGCGUGUCAUGCAGUCCGAUGCCGCCGUCUUCCGAACCCAGAAGACGCUCGACGAGGGUGUCCAGAAGAUCGACAAGGUCUACGACAGCUUCCCCGACGUCUCGGUUCAGGACCGCUCCAUGAUCUGGAACUCGGAUCUGGUCGAGACCCUCGAGCUCAAGAACCUCCUCACCUGUGCCACCCAGACCAUGCACUCUGCCGCCGCUCGCAAGGAGUCUCGUGGUGCUCACGCACGUGAGGAUCAUCCUGAUCGUGACGAUGAGAACUGGAUGAAGCACACGCUUUCCUGGCAGCACGAGAGCACCGGCGACAAGGUCAAGCUCGACUACCGUGGUGUCAUUAACACGACGCUCGACGAGGCCGAGUGCAAGCCCGUUCCUCCCUUCAAGCGACAGUACUGA
Molecule: messenger RNA, 1962 nt
Organism: Moesziomyces antarcticus
Lineage: Eukaryota; Fungi; Basidiomycota; Ustilaginomycetes; Ustilaginales; Ustilaginaceae
Product: succinate dehydrogenase
Exons: 1
Coding region: 1-1962 (653 amino acids)
Biological process (GO): tricarboxylic acid cycle; mitochondrial electron transport, succinate to ubiquinone
Molecular function (GO): electron transfer activity; succinate dehydrogenase (quinone) activity; flavin adenine dinucleotide binding
Source: RefSeq, a predicted model, not a curated record